Messenger RNA from Pleuronectes platessa (European plaice), 3736 nucleotides. RefSeq names its product stanniocalcin 2a (gene stc2a). Gene Ontology annotation, molecular function: hormone activity. Gene Ontology annotation, biological process: intracellular calcium ion homeostasis. Gene Ontology annotation, cellular component: extracellular region. Lineage: Eukaryota; Metazoa; Chordata; Actinopteri; Pleuronectiformes; Pleuronectidae. The transcript is spliced from 4 exons. Bases 290 to 1150 code for a protein of 286 amino acids. The record is from RefSeq and is a predicted model, not a curated record.
GUUGAUGUCUGCGCCUCUGAUUGGUCGUGGAGCCCCGACCGACAACACCUGCUUAACUCCUUCAUCCAAAUUGACACCCGGGGCUCUGAGAAAUAUAGGCAGCAGCAUCCCUUCCAUGCAUUCAGUUCCCACAGCUGCCCCAAAACGCACCGACUCGCUGCUGCGCCGAGCUGAUCCAAGGUGAACCCCUCACACUCACACGCAGACACACAAACACACACACACACACAGACACAAGCUGCCGGAUCAUUGCUGCUGGGGGAAUCGAAGCGCACCGCCGGGAGACACGAUGUUGGUGAAACUGGCCGUGGCUCUGCUGGUUCUGUCAGUGUUGGAGCAAGUGGUGGGAUUGGAUAAUACUGAUAUACACGACAGUCUCCCGGAGAAGCCUGUGAGCCAGAAAGGACGACUCUCCCUGCAGAACACAGCUGAGAUCCAGCACUGCCUGGUGAGUGCAGGGGAUGUCGGCUGUGGUGUGUUUGAGUGCUUUGAGAAUAACUCCUGCGAGAUACGAGGGCUACAGGAAAUCUGCAUGACGUUCCUGCACAACGCUGGCAAAUUUGACUCUCAGGGGAAGUCCUUCAUCAAGGAUGCUCUGAAGUGUAUGGCCCACGGUCUACGGCACAAGUUCAGCUGUAUCAGCAGGAAGUGUGUGUCCAUUAAGGAGAUGGUGUUCCAGCUCCAGAGAGAAUGCUACAUCAAACACAACCUGUGCUCUGCCGCCAAGGAGAAUGUGGCCGUCAUGGUGGAGAUGAUCCACUUCCAAGAUCUCUUCCCUAAAGGUCCAUAUGUGGAGCUGGUGAAUAUUCUCCUGAGCUGCGGCGAGGAGGUGAAGGAGGCACUGACACGGAGCGUCCGGCUACAGUGCGAGCAGAACUGGGGGGCUCUGUGCGACAGCCUGAGCCUGUGCUCCUCCCUCGCGCCGUCUCCCGCUACCUCCCCCGUGGAGCACCACCACCGCCGCCCUCUGCCCUCCCACCCAGAGCCAGAGCACCCUCGGCCCCCGAGGCAAGGCGACAAAGACAAAGCCGGCAAGGCGGGCUUCAACGCUCACCCGCGCAAUCGCAGUCAGGGACCACGCCGCCAGAGUCCAGAAGCUGGAGUGAUGGCUGACCAGCAAGACCCCGAGGCCACCGACAUCCGGAGGUGAAAGUGCAGGGGGGCUGUCCCGACUUUGACCCCCUAGACCAUUUAAAAAUACAAACUUGCAGACUUAUGCACCCCCCCCCCUGCCCCCCACACAAAUGCACACACACUCUCUCUUUUUCACACAUACACACACACACAGUCAAAGUCUCUCUCUCUCUCUCUCUCUCUCUCUCUCUCUCUCUCUCUCUCUCUCUCUCUCUCUCUCUCACUCACACACACAUGCACACACACAAAUUCCCAGACAGACUGAGCAAAGGGAAACAAGCCCCGACCUUCCCUGUCCUUAUUCCGCUCUCUCCAGUCAUUCCAGCAGUCCCACGUGUUAAACUUGCAGGGUAAUUGUGGUGAAGCUUGUAAUGUUAUGCCAGACUGUAGGCAACAAUUUGUUCUUUAAUUUUAAUUUCAACAAUAAUUGUUAUUAUCAUGAUGAUUUCAACUGUUAGGUCUAUUUUGGCUCUAAUAUAGCAUUUUCUCAAAUCCUACUGCCGGUAAGAUUUGAAUAUAUUUGUAUUAUUUAUUUUAUUCUUUAUGCAAUGUUGGAAUAUCAAAAUGUACAUAGAAAUAUACUUAUCUAUAUUUAUAUAAACAUGUAUAAAUAUAGUUACAAUAUGCAAUACUGAUCUACUAUAGAUGACAUAGUAUAUGGUGUGCUGUCUGUUGUCCUCUCCGCAGUAUUGCACCCAUCACACGUUGGUCUGUAGAUAUGUAACAUACACCUUUUACUUGUUUCAAACUGGGAAUUUGUAUUAUAAUUAUAGAUACUUGAUGAUUAAAUACAAAUUGUACAGGUUUCAAAGUCCAGUUCUGGCACAUAUGAAUUGUAGUGCAUGAUGGCCACGAAGCCAACAAACGUGUGCAUUGUUAAAGUGAAAAUCCACUCUAAAGAGGAUGCAAGUGUAAUACUAUGAAUAUGGACAGUUAUUUCACCCUUUGUACUUAUUGAUCAUAAAGCUAUUGAGUCAAUGAGAGCCAGGACUGAUCUCUGAUGACUUCAUGCAUGGCUGUGUGGGCGGCAAUGAAUGGGAGUUUCUCUGUUUCAGUAUUGCUGCAGAAAGUGCGAAACGUGUCCCAUUCACUGUUGAUGGAGUUUGAGAACUGGUGUCUCUGUGACGUUACAGACUAGUGUAGCUUCAGGACAUCGUUGUUCCUGUUCACGAAUAACAACUGAACUGUUCUCACGUUCUACAUUCUCUUUGGUUUUCUGUUCAGCUAUCAACCGCAGCAAAGAGAGGAUGUCAGAUCACAUUUUAAAUGUAGAAAUCACACACAUCAAGGUGCCUAAACUUGUUAUUGUCCACAGUGACCGCUUCUCUGUGAUUUAAGUGAAUGGAUGAUAAGUGCUAAGUGAAUGGAGCUGUAUUUUACAAUGAUGUUGAGCCACAAAAGUCUUGGAUAUUGCACUUUGGAUGAUUGUCGGUGUGUGUUGGACUCCUGCAGGUUGAGAAAUUAGACCAGGGAAGUUGUGCUUGAGUAAUCCUGGUCUUUCUCAUCAACUUACAGCACCGAGCCCUGUAUCCCCCACAUGCUCCUUAGGUUCAGAUUGAGCCCCAUUCUUUAAAAGAGCCAUGCUUCCACUUUGUCGCCGUGGCCAGGAAAGAGGCUUGACAAAAACCCUCCGGAUCUCCGGCUCUCCGGCUCCUCUAAAUUAGCCCUUAUUCCUCUCUGGUCCGUUACCUAGGUCAGGAGAGACAUGAAGGCCUGUUAUUCUACCCGUUCAAGCUGCCGGCAACGCAGUGAGGACCAAGGAACUGGGUUAAGUCCACAGGAGGAGGCUCUGGUGCUGUUAUUCUAAAUGUUAUAUUUACCAAGGCCACCAGAGAAUUCCUCUGGGCCACAGCCAAGAGCCAGCAACAGCGAGGCAGAGAGGAGUGGAGCGAGAAGGACAGAGACAAACUUUUUUUAUGCGAGAGGUGACACCAUCUUAACUAAAACUUCCCUAUUUAAGGCCAGUCGAGUGCUGUAGCUGUGGAGGUGUUGUUUGUGAGCACAUGACACCACAUCUUGGGGAGUGCUUGGUGCAAAAAAUACAGUAAAAGAGAUUUUGUGGCUCAGUUAAGGUGCCCCCCCCCCCACACACACACAAACGCACCCUGAUGUAAGUACAGUAAGGUAAUGUUUUUACCCCCAAUCCUUUCAGCUCAGAGGAUUUGAAUCAUCAGUGAGACUUUCAGGCUUUUUUAUUUUUUUCUGUUGUGGAAGUUGGGAUUCCUGUGACAUCCCAGCACGAGACAUAAGCUAAUCCUAUUGAGAAUGUACUGUAUGUGUGUAAAGUGACAAUCUGUUUAGCUCUUUUGUCAUUAGGUUUGAUAUGGCUUUUUUAAAAUGAUGUAGUAGCUUGAAUGGCUGUUCUUCAUGUGUUCAGAGGAAAAUAAAACUAACUACGUUUCCUGUAUUGUUAGAGCUCAGUCGCCACAUCACGUGUUUCCCUCUGUCAAGCACAGGGACUCUGCUUUCACUGUUGAAAAUACAGAACAUGGUCUAGAAGUUUGUAACUCACCUGUAACACAACGGGCAUAUGAUCCGAUAAAUAUCUUUGGACUCAUGAAAUCAGCUGUAUCUUGUUAUCAUUAAACUAUUUUUGUCUGUA